AUGAUCGACGGGGGCCGUGGAGGUUCGCUGACGAGGGCGCGCCGGCGGUUGCGCCGCAGGAGCACGGACUACGACAGGGACUUCUCCAAGCUCCUGGAUUCGAGCAUCCUGCAGCAGCUGGAAGAUCUGCCGAGGGCCACGUCCGCCCCGCCGCACCUGCAAGAUCGCCUGCAGACGGCGUCUGUGGACCCCGGCAGGGCCUCCAGGCUGACCCCCGCGGACGCCUUCACGGACAUCCGCUACGACGAGGACUACGCGGCGUUCUACCAGCUGCACGCCGGCGACCGCAAGCUGCCGCCGCCCGUGGACGGCAGCACGCUGUACACCGACCUGCAGAGCUACAUGCAGGCGCAGCAGGCGGCCAGCAAGGACGUGUCGUCCCUGCUGCAGGCGACCGCCGCAGGAUCGCGCCUCUCCGCGCUGGCGGGGACGUCCGGGCUGGGCGGGCAGUCGGGGCUGCUCGCGGGGGGCGUUGGCGUUGGAGGUCUGGAGACGGUGCAGGAGCAGAGGCCCAGCUCGGGCGCCGUCGUGCCGAACGACGUCAUUCAGGCCCUCAGCCAGCUGACUCUGGCAGCCGGCUCACCAGCUCCGCAACGGCCUCUGUCUGCACAAGCCAUCAAUGGGCCUUUGACAGCAGCUUCCCCUGCUCCGCAGAGCACACCAGGCCUCUUUGAUGCUUCUGCUCUUGGGGCCGCAACUGUGCGCAGUGCAUCAGCCUUUGCGGCCGUGAGCCUUGCUGCAACCCCGCCUCCCUUCACACACACUCCCAGCCCUCCCCCUGCCAUGAACCCUGGCGUGUCCACGUCCAUGGCACCGGGGCUUGUGGGGCCUAGUGCCAAGCUCAGACAGCCUGGGGGAGGACUACCAGCAGGGCCAGGUUUGCCAACAGGGGCAGGCUUGCCUACGGGGGCGGGGUUGCCUGUGGGGCCCAUGCCAGGGGGUGCCAAUCCUCUCACAAGCUCGCUGGAGUACCAGGCAGCAUACCAGGCUGCCUAUCAAGCCGCUUUGAUGCAGUCACAGUCCAAUUCGCUGCUGCUUGCACAGCAACAGCAGCAACAACAGCAACAACAGCAGCAGCAGCAGCAACAACAACAACAGCUUCAGCAGAGCAGACAACAGAUGCCUGGUUUGGCUGGAGGCUUGCCACUGGGAGGGCGAUAUGUGGGGCAGCCUGCUGAUGCGAAUAUUGGCAUGGGGAAUGGCAUGCAAAUGAUGAAUCCUGCGCAAAUGGCUGGGAUGCCCGGCUACGGCUAUGGUGGCAAUCCUGCAGCAGUGUCAGCAGCAGCAGCCGCAGCUGCAGCUGCAGCAGCUGCAGCGGCUGCCAAUGGUGAGUUCCCAUCUAUCAGCACUACAGUUCCAAAGUGCGAAUUUGGUGCAGAUAAUUUCUGA
This is a messenger RNA of Ostreobium quekettii, 1389 nucleotides long. Lineage: Eukaryota; Viridiplantae; Chlorophyta; Ulvophyceae; Bryopsidales; Ostreobiaceae. The record is from the annotation of a GenBank genome assembly.